Megalobrama amblycephala (Wuchang bream) is the source of this 2804-nucleotide messenger RNA. Its product is annotated as polymeric immunoglobulin receptor-like. NCBI's taxonomy places the organism in Eukaryota, Metazoa, Chordata, Actinopteri, Cypriniformes, Xenocyprididae. The record is from RefSeq and is a predicted model, not a curated record. The transcript has 8 exons. Bases 265 to 2187 code for a protein of 640 amino acids.
UCUUCAGUGUCAUUAGUCCUUAUAUAGAGAAGAUGAAACCUGUAUGAUCUCUCAGUAUCAGACACUGUAUCCUCCACUAGGUGGCGCUCUUUCAGUGUGAUUAAUGUAAUAUUCAGUCAGUGCUGAUGGUGGGAGGGGCCAGUAAAGCUGCUCAUUACUGAUAAAGAGCUGAAGAAAGAGGAAGUAACUAAAGCAGACAGAUGUAGAGACAGAGAGAUUCACACAGAAAACAUUCAGCAUAAAGAAGACUGAACUCAACUCACAAUGAAGAUCCUCCUCAUCUUCUUCACUUUCUACCUGAUCUCAGGUGCAGUGAGAUGCUUUAGAGUCACUGGAUAUUCUGGAGGAAGUCUUCUUGUUAGUUCAUGGAAGCCUUGGCAUAAAGAUAAAGCUAAAUACUUGCAAAAGUUACAGAAUACAACAAUAAUAAGUAAUGUGAAACAAGAUCAAUGGAUUAAUGAAGGAAAAUUUACUUUAUUUUGCAAUGAUUUUGAAAACCUCAUGAUCUACAUUAGAGAACUGAACACACAAGAUGCUGGAACUUACCGGAUUGGGGUUGAUGGCGAAUGGUCCGUCGAUAUGACUUUAAAAGUGAAAGAAGAUUCAUGUUGUAACCUGUCAAAGAGAGUGAUGGUGCAUAUUGGACAAACUGUCACAUUCAGCUGUGAAUAUUCACCUAAUCAUAUUAAUGAUCCCAAGAUCAUAUUCAAAGAAGGAGAAGACUCAGUUGAGAUGAUUUACAGCCCAUGGAAUAAGAAAGAAAGAUUCAAUAUUUCUGAUGACAAACAGGAACUCUUGACUGUGAGAAUUACUGCUGUGACACCAGAUGAUGAAGGAGUUUAUUUAUGUGGAGUUUGGAUCAAUGGACAAUCAUACACUUACUCCAUUAUUAAUACUGUUCAUCUACACAUUAUGGCUAAAGUGGGCGUGUCUAGAGUGAGCGGAUACUCAGGAGGUCGUAUGAUGAUCAAGUGUGAACAUCCCCAAUACAAAACCAAUCCAAAAUACAUCUGUAAAGAAUCAGAUGGAUGUUCAGAGAGGAAGAAUCCAGGAGUUCAGGAUGAAUGGAUGGAGAAUGGAGAUGUUUCUUUAUAUGACGACACCAGAGCAGGAGUCUUGAUGGUGUUUUUUAGAGAGCUGAAAGCUGCAGAUGCAGGAACAUAUAGGUGUGGAGUGAAUGUGUCUCACUAUACUGAGAGCUUCACUGAACUUCAGUUGCACGUCACAGAUGAUGUAAUGUUUGUGACUGAAUCUGCUCAUUUUGGUGAAGAAGUCAACAUCAGCUGUCAGAUCCCAGAGGAACAUAAAGUUCGUUUCUGCAAAGAGGAUGAUAAUCACAUCUGUCAAAACAUCAGCACAUCUACAGUGACAGAAAUGAAUGGUUCAUCUGAGAGAAAUGAAGAGAGAGUUUUUACAGUGAGCGUGAGAGAUGCUGGAGUUUACUGGUGUGGAGCAGAAACCAGAGACACACAUUUGACUUUCAUCUCCCUGAACACCAAAAUUCAGCUCAACCUCAUCAUGGCUCCAGUAGUGAGACGUGAAGGAGAAUCUGCUGAGAUCAUCUGCCCUUAUGAUUCAAUCUAUAAAUCAAAUUCAAAGUCUCUCUGUAAGGGGAAGUGCUCCACUAGAGAUAGAAAUACUCUCAAUGAAGAGAAAGAGACCAAGACUGACAGAUUGACUCUGAAUGAUGACGGCACUGCAAGUGUCUUCACUGGGACCAUCACUGGACUGACAGCAGAGGAUGCUGGGAAAUACUGGUGUGCAGUGACAUUAGAGAGAGACGUGAAUUAUCUUUACACUCAUCUGAUCGUCAUCAUGAAUGAGGAGCUGAACUUGACUAAGUAUGAAGGAGACGACAUGUCAAUCCAGUGCAAACAUCAUGACGAACAUCAGAAACUCUUCUGCAAAGCACAUGAACCCUCCAUGUGUGUGAAGGAUGGAGUUUCAUUGGAGACGAUCAGAGAUGAUCGAUUCUCUUUCAGUGAUGAAGCUUCUACUGGAGUCUUUACUGUGAACAUCAAUGAUCUGAGAGAAGAGGAUUCUGGGAUAUACUGGUGUGCAGCACACAUCACCACUAAAGUCAACCUCACUGUUAAAAAGGAUUUCUCUUUGUUCAACAUCAUUUCUAUAUGUUCGACUCUGCUGCUGAUUGGAGGAUUCACUGUAAUUGAGUGUUUAUUAAGAUGAGGUGAUGCUGUCCUUCAUGAACAAACACUGAUUAUAAUAACUAAAACUCAAAAACUGUUUAUGAAUAGUCUUUUUUUUCCAAAUGAGGACAUUCAAAAUGUAUUCAAAUUGAUGUUUUGUCAGAUGCAGGUCACAAACAAACGUACUUUUAAUCUUCAUCAUUCUUGAAAAUGUGAUAAAACAUUAAAAAUAUAAGUCUUUUAAAAUCCUUUUGCUCACAGAGUUUCUCAUGAACUCUGUAGGUGUUUUUUUGUGUUUGAGUGGUGAUCAGUCCAGCUUAAAGCCACAGAAAACAGGUGAAGUUUCUGGGUCUCAGUUCAGUUUCCUGAAAAGAUCAAAAAGACUCUCUCAGGAAACCCACAGAGAACAGAGAGAGAGAGAUGCUGAACAUCGUCUGUGGUCAGAAGACAAUAAAGACUAAACUUUGCCUUGUAAUUACUGAAGAUGUUCUAUAAUUAAAAUAUAAAUUAUUCAUUUUGCUUAUUUAACUAUUAAAAUGGCUGAACCACUUUUAUGAUUCACAAGUUGUUUGUGUGUGAUUGGACUGUUUUACUUUAAACAAAAUGUAAAAAAUAUGUCAAUGACACAAUGUCUGUCAAAUAAAAUAAAAAAAAUAU